Solanum lycopersicum (tomato) is the source of this 819-nucleotide messenger RNA. NCBI's taxonomy places the organism in Eukaryota, Viridiplantae, Streptophyta, Magnoliopsida, Solanales, Solanaceae. The record is from RefSeq and is a predicted model, not a curated record.
AUGGUGACAGUCAGAACCAUUGUUUCUCUUAUAGUAGCUAGGCAUUGGCAUAUUCAUCAAAUGGAUGUAUUCAAUGCUUUUCUUCAAGGUGAUUUGGAUGAUGAGAUUUAUAUGCAACUACCUCAGGGAUUUGUUGGUCAGGGGGAGAAAUCAGAAGAGGGAACUAUAUUAGUGUUGGUUUAUGUUGAUGACAUGCUAAUUACUGGCAGUAGUCUUAGACUAAUAGAAGACACAAAAAAGGCACUACAACAAGCAUUCAAGAUGAAAGAUUUAGGAGAAUUAAAAUACUUUCUAGGCAUUGAGUUUACCAGAUCAGCAGCUGGUAUAUUAAUGCAUCAAAGGAAGUAUUCACUGGAACUUAUAGCUGAGGUUGGAUUGACAGCAGCUAAGCCUGCAGGACCACCUAUUGACAUCAGUGUCAAACUAACAUCUAAACUAUAUGAUGAGCAUGUGAAACAAGCAGAACCAGAUGAUCCUUUGAUUGAUCAAACAACAUAUCAGAAGAUAAUAGGAAAGUUGUUGUAUUUGAAUAUGACAAAACCAGAUAUAUCUUUCAGUACUCAGACAUUGAGUCAAUUUUUACAGCAACCAAAAAGGUCUCAUCUGGAUGCUGCAUUAAGGGUGAUCAGAUACCUAAAGAAACAACCUGGUCAAGGAUUGUUAUUAGCAAGUGAUUCAGAUGGACAAGUUACUGCAUUCUGUGAUGUUGAUUGGGCAUCUUGUCCACUCACUAGGAAGUCUAUGACAGGGUAUAUGGUUAAGAUUGGUAAAUCAUUAAUAUCAUGGAAGGUAAAGAAGCAAACAACAGUGUCAAUGUAA